Pseudogymnoascus verrucosus is the source of this 2992-nucleotide messenger RNA. RefSeq names its product transport between ER and Golgi ATPase protein. Gene Ontology annotation, cellular component: Golgi stack. The transcript has 4 exons. Gene Ontology annotation, molecular function: ATP hydrolysis activity; ATP binding. The coding region runs from base 335 to 2839 and encodes 834 amino acids. The record is from RefSeq and is a predicted model, not a curated record. Gene Ontology annotation, biological process: Golgi to plasma membrane protein transport; intra-Golgi vesicle-mediated transport; SNARE complex disassembly. NCBI's taxonomy places the organism in Eukaryota, Fungi, Ascomycota, Leotiomycetes, Thelebolales, Thelebolaceae.
GCCGAAGCUCCAAUCGUCUCUUGGGACAGAGCAAGCAAUCGCAAUAAGAACGGAGUACACCAUUUCCAAGGGAGCUUCAUAUUUUAUGCCAUAAGUUAGAACGAAGGAGAAUAUAUCAGCUUCAUUUGCUUUUUGGGAAGACACCGUUGUCUUUAUAACCAGCCUUUCUCCACUCGCCGGCACCUACGUAAGAGGAGACACGGCAUCAGGACAGGUCGUCACCAUCGUUAGGACACAUUUCAGACUUAGCUGAGCCAAUACAACCUUUAUCUUCCAUUUAGUCUCGAAUCCGAUAGCUUCUCUGCGGUUGCACUCCGACUCAGCACGAACCACAAUGUUCAACAGAGACAACCUCUUUGGCAAACCUCCGAACGCUGGGAGAGAACGACAGCCAAGUGGACCCCCGGGUCAGAGAAAUAGCCCUCACGACACACAGAUGGGCGGUUACGAGGACCCACGAGGAAACUACGGAGGUGGCGGCCAGCGCGGACCGCCACCACCAGGGCCAGGAUACCCUUCCCCUCAACAAAACCGAGGGAUGCCCCAGAGGACUGCAGUUGGACGAAAUGCUGGCAUCUCGAAGCAGCUGCAGCUCGGAAAGGUCGAGGAUAAGACUACGCAGGAUAGAUAUGUAUAUGGCAACAUAACGGCGGUGUCGCCCCAGGAUUUCCCUCCUAGCCAGGAUGGAGGCGAUUUAUAUAUUCUCGUUAACCGCACUCAUGUUGUUACCGCGAGGCCUACGGCUGGUUUCCCCCCUGGGUUAAUCGGAUUAACUGGGCCACAACGAUCAUGGUGCGGGAUCAGUCUCACGGAGACUGUUUUGGCCGAGCUCUACGAUCCGUUUGGAGAGCAAGGAGGACAAAGUUACCUGGCUGCGAUGGAUGUCGAGAUUGGGUUUGCGGCGAGAAAGACCACGGAAACUCCAUACGAUCAAGAUAUGUUGGAAGCUUACUUCAACAAGCUAUUUGGGAACCAAGUCUUCGCCCCCGGACAACAGCUGGUGAUGGACCACAAGGGAAUUGUGCUGAGUCUUAAAGUCAAGACGGUGCAGCUCGGUAACCUUGGCAUGGAGAAGCCCACAGCGUCCUCGGGACAGGUGGUUUCGAACCCUCAAGCACGCGGUAUUCUGACUACACAGACCAACAUCACUUUUUACAAGGAUGCAAGCUCGCCGAUCAAGAUAAAGGCUUCGGCAAAGAAGCCACCGGCGAACUCUAUCAUUGCGCCAGACUUCAAGUUUGAGGAUAUGGGAAUUGGUGGAUUGGACGCUGAGUUCGGCGCCAUUUUCAGGAGAGCGUUCGCCUCGCGCAUUUUCCCCCAGGGUCUGAUCGAGAAGUUGGGCAUUCAGCACGUGAAGGGCAUUCUUCUGUUUGGGCCCCCCGGAACCGGAAAGACCCUGAUCGCUCGUCAAAUUGGAAAGAUGUUCAACUCCAGGGAGCCGAAGGUCAUUAAUGGUCCUGAGGUCUUGAAUAAAUUUGUCGGUCAAUCAGAAGAGAAUAUCCGAAACCUCUUCGCUGAUGCCGAGAAAGAAUACAAGGAGAGGGGUGAUGAGAGUGAGCUUCACAUUAUCAUUUUCGACGAACUUGAUGCUGUAUGCAAGCAGAGAGGCUCUGGUGGCGGUGGCGGCACUGGUGUUGGCGACAGUGUUGUCAACCAGCUGCUUGCCAAACUUGAUGGUGUGGACCAGCUCAAUAAUAUUAUCCUGAUUGGUAUGACCAACCGAAUGGAUAUGAUUGAUGACGCCCUGCUUCGUCCUGGACGUCUGGAAGUUCACAUGGAGAUUUCCCUACCCGAUGAAUCCGGCAGACAGGAUAUUCUCAACAUCCACACGAUGAAGAUGCGCGAUAACCAUGUCAUGGACAACGAUGUCAAUCUGGCCGAGCUUGCCGCCCUCACCAAGAACUUUUCGGGUGCGGAAAUCAGUGGACUUGUCAAGUCAGCCUCCUCAUUCGCCUUCAACCGUCACGUCAAGGUCGGCACUGUCGCCGGCGUUAGCGAUGAUAUCGAAAACAUGAAGGUCAACCGCAACGAUUUCUUAAGCGCGCUAGGCGAAGUAAAGCCAGCCUUUGGUGUCUCUGAGGAAGAACUCAGCACAGCUGUUCGCGGAGGUAUCCUGCGUUACAGCCCACACAUCGACUACAUUCUCCAAGACGGCGAGCUCUUCGUCAACCAGGUCCGCAACUCCGCUUCGGAACCACUCCUCUCGGUCCUCCUACACGGCCCAUCGGGAUCUGGCAAGACCGCUCUGGCAGCGAAGAUCGCCAUGGAAUCCGAAUUCCCCUUCAUUAAGCUCAUCUCCCCUGAAAACAUGAUCGGCUUCAACGAAAUGGCCAAGAUCCAGUACCUCAACAAGGUCUUCUCCGACGCCUACAAGUCGCCCCAGAACAUCGUCAUCAUCGAUAACAUUGAGCGUAUCGUCGACUGGGUGCCUAUCGGCCCACGAUUCUCCAACCUCGUCCUGCAGACUCUGAUGGUCUUGCUAACGAAGCAGCCACCCAAGGGCCGCCGUCUUCUAAUCAUUGGCACCACAACCCAGCGCUCCAUCCUCCACCAACUCGACCUCGCCGCGAGCUUCGAUCGCGAGAUGGCCGUACCGAACGUGAACACGAUCGAGGAGCUCGAGAGAAUCUGCCAAGAGACAGUCGCCUUCGACUCGCCAAUCGAGCUGCAGCAGAGUCUGAGUGUGCUGCGCGAUACUUGCGGUUCCGGCUCAGUCGGCGUGGGUAUCAAGCGUGUGUUGCUUGGUAUUGAGACUGCGAGACAGACGACGGGUAUGGAGAGGGUGAAUAGGUUUGCGGAGGUCAUCUCGAGUAUGAGGGCCAGUGGGGUGAUGGAAUAAUUAUGGGGGGUAAUAACAGAAAUGGUAUUGAUGAAAUGGGUUCAGCUAGCGCAUGGACGUUGGGAGACCAAGGACGGGGAGAUGGAAAGUGCUGUAGAUAAAAAUAAAUUAUCAGGAUAGACUCCAGACGCUAAAAUUUACCGCCUUUCAUUC